This is a messenger RNA of Hyposmocoma kahamanoa, 453 nucleotides long. RefSeq lists its product as uncharacterized. The record is from RefSeq and is a predicted model, not a curated record. The coding region runs from base 1 to 453 and encodes 150 amino acids. NCBI's taxonomy places the organism in Eukaryota, Metazoa, Arthropoda, Insecta, Lepidoptera, Cosmopterigidae. The transcript is spliced from 8 exons.
AUGCAGAAUGUUCUAGUGUCAAAGCGCCCUCCAUCUACGUGGCCAGCAAGGUCUUAUCUUUACGAUUUUCCAACAAUAUUUAUAUUAAAGAUUUUGGUGUAUUUGAAACAGGUAAUUGGGCCGAUCGACCUAUCACUGGACGGACCUGUAAAAGACUAUCUGCUACCAAACGACACUUCGCUAAAUGGGCAUAUAGUUCCUCCAUUCAAACUGACACAAUCUGAGGAUUGGAAUCCUAAUAAUUAUACGUGUGGUGCAUUGUAUCAUUUAAAUCCAUUUUUAUGCUGCGUCAUGGGCGACACGAAGUACGUGAAUGUCCAAAACUUUCAGAAUCACACAAAUUGUUUUAGGAAAAACUGGGAUUUAUUCAAUCACUGCAUACAUCGUUCUACAAUAACACUUCCUUCUUGUAUUGGAGUAAAAAGAAAGGCUGAACAAUGUGACCAAAUGUAA